GGGGUAUGCGAGUGCCCCGUGUCCCGCCACCCCUCGGCCCCGUCCGCCCGUGACAGCCGUGUGGGGAACGCGCUCUCCGCUCCCCUCCUCCGGCGAGCUCCCCUGGCCGGGCCGGGGCGUGUGCAGGGGUUCCGCUGUCCCCGCAGCGAGCCCGUAGCAGCAGCAGCAGUGUGGGAAGUGAUUGUGCCCCAGAGCUCGGCACUGGCGAGGCCACGCCUCGGGUGCCCUGUCCUGUUCUGGGCGCUCGCUGCAGGAAAGACAUGCAGGCACUGGAGCGUGUCCGGAGAAGGGCAGCGGAGCUGCUAAAGGGUGUGGAGCACAAGUCCUUUAAGCCUCAGUGUCUGAGGGAGCUGACGGAGUUUAGCCUGAAGUAAAGGAGGCUUUGGGGAGACCUUAUUGCUCUCCACAGCUCUCUGACAGGAGCCAGAAGAUCUUCAUGUAAUUGGCUGAAAAAUGGUUCUGCAAGAUGACAGCACCAACUCUUAGACAGCUGGAAUGGAGACUAUGUCACUUUGACAUGAAGCGUGAAGUUUGUUAGUCACCACUUUUGUUUCUUUUUUACAGUUAUUGUGGAAGGUUCCAAAUGGUGUGGGUUUUUAUCAUGAACCGGAUGAGCUCCCAGAGCAGUUCAUCUGCUCAGCGCAGGCGAAUGGCUCUAGGAAUCGUCAUUCUCCUCCUGGUUGACGUGAUCUGGGUGGCCUCUUCAGAGCUCACUUCUUAUGUUUUUACAAGGUACAACAAACCCUUUUUCAGUACAUUUGCAAAAACAUCCAUGUUUGUUCUAUACCUCUUGGGAUUUAUUGUGUGGAAGCCAUGGAGGCAACAGUGUACUCGUGGGUUUCGUGGAAGGCAUGCAGCUUUUUUUGCAGAUGCUGAAGGUUAUUUUGCUGCUUGUACAACAGAUACCACUGUGAACAGUUCUCUGAGUGAACCUUUAUAUGUUCCUGUAAAGUUUCAUGAUUUGCCAACUGAAAAAAAUGGCAGUAAUAGUAGUGAUGCAGAGAAAACACCCAAAAAGCCUCGUGUGAGGUUCAGUAACAUCAUGGAGAUCCGGCAGCUCCCAUCAAGCCAUGCUUUGGAGGCAAAGCUGUCUCGCAUGUCUUACCCAACAGUGAAGGAGCAGGAAUCAAUCUUAAAAACUGUAGGAAAACUCACUGCAAGCCAAGUAGCAAAAAUCAGCUUUUUCUUUUGCUUUGUGUGGUUCUUGGCAAAUUUCUCAUACCAAGAAGCUCUGUCAGAUACCCAAGUUGCCAUAGUUAAUAUCUUGUCAUCAACCUCUGGGCUUUUUACAUUAAUCUUAGCUGCAGUCUUUCCCAGUAACAGUGGAGAUCGGUUUACCCUGUCCAAAUUAUUAGCUGUUAUUUUAAGCAUUGGUGGUGUGGUACUUGUUAACCUUUCUGGAUCUGAAAAAUCUGCUGGAAAAGAUACAAUAGGUUCCCUUUGGUCUCUUGUAGGAGCAAUGUUGUAUGCUGUCUACAUAGUCAUGAUAAAAAGGAAAGUAGAUAGAGAAGAUAAACUUGACAUACCAAUGUUCUUUGGUUUUGUAGGACUGUUUAAUCUGUUGCUGCUGUGGCCAGGGUUCUUCUUGCUUCACUAUACUGGGUUUGAAGCAUUUGAGUUUCCCAAUAAACUGAUAUGGAUGUGCAUUGUCAUAAAUGGCCUUAUUGGAACAGUUUUGUCAGAGUUCCUCUGGCUGUGGGGCUGCUUUCUUACCUCAUCACUGAUAGGCACACUUGCCCUGAGCCUUACAAUACCUCUGUCCAUAAUAGCUGACAUGUGCAUGCAAAAGGUGCAGUUUUCCUGGUUAUUUUUUGCAGGAGCACUACCUGUAUUUUUUUCAUUUUUCAUUGCAACUCUCUUGUGUCACUAUAACAACUGGGAUCCAGUGAUGGUGGGAAUCAGAAGAAUUUUUGCCUUUAUUUGUAGAAAACAUCGAAUUCAGAGAAUGCCAGAAGAAAGUGAGCAGUGUGAAAGCCUCAUCCCUAUGCAUAGUGUUUCACAGGAUGGAGACAGCUGCUGUUCAUAGACACAAGUUUAAAAAUGGAAUGAUGCCCAGCGAAGAGACAAUCUUCUGGAAAAUCCCUAAGGAGUCGUGUUUCAGUGCCUAUUCUGAAUUUGUAGUAAAAAUAAGAAGUUUCAGUUCUUUUGAAACUCUAAACUUUUUUUCUUUCUUGCUUUCAUCUGAUUUUAUAAAUGAAGAGAUUUACUAUAUGCCUGUCACCAUGGGGAAUCUUAGUCCAUCUGAGCAACCAACCUGCCUUAUAACACUUGAGCUGGUGACAUUACUUGACAAAAUCAAGAAAGCAAAUGCUGUUAAGUGAUUUCUUUCUUUUUUAAGUCACAAUUUUGUUAAAUGCUGGACAAUAUUAUUUUUUAAAGAUACUUUAAAGUGAGUUAUGUAAAUAAGUUUGCAGGUCAUCAAGUCUUACAGGCUUUCAGAUGAAAAGCUAAAUAGAUAUGUUACCUGUAGUAGGUACAAAUUAAAUUUUUUAUGUUGUAUAAACUAUUUGCAUAUUAAUAGAUGAAAAUAGAAAGAUAAUUUAUUAAGUGCAUUCUUAUAAUUACUGAGGCAGGAUCUUUGUACGGUCCUGGAACACUACAUAUGUAAUGUCUUAGGCCAUUUGGAGUAGCCUUGUAAUGCCAAUGGGUGCUGAUGUUUAAAAAUCAAAAAAACUUGCCCAACAAUCAAGACUGCUUAAAAUUUCAGUGAAUGGUAAAAUAUUUCUAAUUACAAUACAUUUGGGUAUCCAUUCUUAUACAUGUUUUAAAACAGACUGGUUCUGUAACCCAUUCUCAAUCCCAACUGUCUCUUAGAUGUGACUGUUUUCAGGUGUAGCUACCACACUGUGAAAGAGAUCAAAUUAUGAAAGUUUUCAGUCAGUGGGCUGGCACUACACCAAUCUGCUAAGCAAUAUAAAAAGGAAAGGUGUUUGCAUUGAUUUCUCUUCCCCCCCAGCUGUAUUAAUAAAUUUAUUCUAAAACUGAUAAUUAUCUUCCUUCCACUGCAGUAUUUUAUCCUUUUUAAUCCAGAGAAGCUAUUAUAAUUAUAUUCAGGAAUAUUUGAAAUUAGUCAAUGCCAUUUUCCAGCUCCUGGCCUAUAAGACACUUAGAUCAAAGUUAAUUUUGGCUUUUGAUGGAUUUUAUUUUUUUAUAAUGAAUGUAAGAUGGAUUUUUAGCCAGGAGUAUUUUCUUCCACAUAACGAGGUUAUUAAUAAUGCAGGGUAUUUCUACUGUUCCUCCACACAAAUACAGAAGGAUGACAUAGCAGAAAUGCCUGUUCAUGUUUUGGCACUCAGUAAUGAUCCUUCCAAAAGCAAUUCUGGUCUUUUGGUAAUAAAACUGUUAUUUGAGAGGGAAUAUAGAAAAGCAACUUGCUUAAGCUCUAUAUUUAUAGGAGAAUUUGAGCCAGCAGCUGGAAUUUAAGAACUGUGUGUAGAGAAGGAAGACAAAAUGAACCAGGGGCUAUUCUGUUCAAAUAUUUAACCUUUAUCAAAUUUUUCCUUCCUGUUUUUAAUACUGGAUUGCACUACAAACUUUGGUGAUCUGAGGCAUCUCUUUAAGAUGAAAUAGUAAGUCCUUGGACACUAAAAUAAGAAUUAAGAAAACUCCAAAAUCAACCACAAGAAAAUCACAAACCCAAAAGAGACAAGAAAGCCAAUUAAACUUCACAAUUAAAUUUUCAAAUCCCACAAGUAGAGGGGUCGAAAAUGCAGUAUUUUGAACUAAUUUUAUUUUGGUAGAAUUUUCAAGCAUUUUUUGAGCAGUGAAAUUUCCUUACGUUUUGGAUUUGUCCUUUAAAAUUAUGACAAAUUUAGAGAAUUAUUAAAUUUAGAGGGUGUUUGCUUAUAACUUCUUUUCAAGAAGUAUUGUUAAUGCCUACUCACAAUAAAAAAAAGUCUCUUUUCAGUUAAUGAAAUGUUUCAAUGAGAUCUUGCAGAAUAUUUGAUACCAGGCAUUAACUCCAAAUUUGAAUCAGCUGGAACUUGUGGCAUCAGUGCAUUAAGCCUGGGCAAACUGAGUUUGCUUUCAGAUGAGCAAUGACAGUAUUUGUAGUAAAAUUUUCUAUUAUUGCUUUUUGCAAUUGGUCAUGCAAACAGGAUUUGAUCUGUAAUGUCAAAUAUGCAGUUGCUAAUUAUAUCUGCCCUUAUGUUCAUGGCUUAGAGUUAAAGAUCAUUAUAGCCUCCCAUGAUAUGACUGUUAAUUUGCAUUAUUCAUUAGUUUGAGAGGUUAAGGAAAGAUCUACUAAGAGAAUAUUCUUCUGUCUCUGACCCCAGGAAUGUUGAAGAACAUUCAGUAAACUCAAAGUCAGGGCUUUCCAAAUGUUUUUCCUUUUAACAAAAACAUGUCAGUUGUUUUUUUUUAAAUAAGAUACAAAAUAUUUUUAUCUCGUGGCACUAGGUAACUUAAGCUGUGUUUUUGCAUUAAAUUACAUUUCUUUAAAUAGUAGGAACAAAACAAACUGUCCUUGCUGAAAGGAUUUUUAAACAGUGGUGCCCCUGUAGUUACAAGAAACGUGUUACACUUCUAAUUACAGAAGCUAUGACAUAUAACAUUGUUCCUGCAUUUAAUAGAAUGUGAUGGAAUUUUUUCUACAAAACCUUGUGAUUUUUAGUACAAUGAUAUUUUAUAAAUAUAAUGUCUGAUUUGAAAUGUAAAUUGCAUAGCUCUCUAAUGGAUGCUUGGUAAAUGCACAAGAGAUUUAGCUUUGAUUCUCAGGUACCUCUGAUGCAAUGGAGACGUGCUGGGUUUUUCCUCCCUGUGACACAACUGGAAUGUGAAGGAGCUCUCUCAUGAAUGCUUUACCUCUGUGUGGUAGCAUAUAUUGUCAUUGCUCUUACAGUUUCAAUUUGGGAAUGUCUUCGUUCUGACUUUCUUCUUGUAAGAACCACAUAUGCUUUAGAAAAAUAAUGUCGAGCAUUUCUUCGAUUGCCACUAGAUGGUUAAAGAACUGUGAUUACCCAGGCCUGCAAAACAGGAAAUGAAUACCACGUGUUGCUCUGUCAAACAGUUGAACUAAUUCCUGUAAUCCUUUGAGACAACCAAUGAUUUCUUCUGUGUGUGCAAUUGAGGUUUUGGGUCUGUUUGGUUUUUAUAUAUGAAGGAAAUCAUGAUAAUUUGGCAAAAGCUACAGAAGCAAGCCUUUGCUUUUAGAGUUUUGGUGAGUCUUGCCUAGUUUGAUAAAGCAGUGUGCUGCACUUCAGAACAAAGGGAAGAAAGGAUUUCAGGGGUUUUUGGCCACUUUAUGUUGGGUUUCAGUCACGCUGAAAAUGUGUUCUCUACAAGGGACUGCUGCAGAUGCGGUGCUGGUUCAGCAAGGGAUGGAAAUACCACAUCUGUAACAAAGUCCGGGGCACAUGAAUGCUCCUGGAGGCACUGAGGGCUUGCUCUUAGGCUUUUUCAGCCUUCAUUGCAUCCUGCUCCUUGGCUUCUGGCCUCUGGGAAUGCCUGUAAGGGGUGGGGGAUGUAGGACCAUACUGGUCAGGGGCUGUAGGACAGGACUGGCGUGGCUGGCCACAGAGCGGUGCUGCAGGGAUGCACACAGACUCAGAAGCUGGCAGCUGAGGCACAGCCUGGGUGUCCCUGUGGGUGUUUUGUGGAAAUGGGGUGUUAAGCAGGGCUGUUUUUCAACCCAGGGAGCUGCAGGUUAUUCUUGGUCUAUUCGUGGCAGACCUCAGUGGAAUGUUCUAACAAAACCAGGAGAGCCUGCAAAUUGCUUUUCUUGGUGUGUGCUGUAAUUGUCAUUCCUGUCACAAUACUUGUGCCUAGGUACUGCUAUUCACAGCUGUGAUGGCUUUAAAUAAGGUGGCAAAAUGAUUUAUUCGUAGUUCUUGUUUCCUUUUCUCUUAGUGUUGAAUGUUGUCUUUCCUAUUCCCUACUAAAAGAUCUUCCUAUCUUAGGGAAAUUAUGUUGCUGAGCUAAACUAAGCAUUCAGAGGACAGGGAAAACCAGUUAAAUUUUGGAGAUAGGCUGAGUCUAUGGACACACUUUGAAUUUCAUAUGGAAAUAGGCCUCAGAAAGGCAGAGUGUAAAUGAAGUGAAGAACUGGCAUGCUCAAAAAUCAAGAAGCAAACUGAUGUGAGUAUCACAAUGUUGGGUUAUAUGGCUUACUGUAGGAUGGUACUUUGAAUCAGUUUCCUUUACUUGGGAUAAAUUUUGAGUUAGUUACCAUUUCUGUUCUGGCUGUCACAUGCAGUUCCUGCGAUUUAAUAGUUAUAACUCCAGUAGCAUUUCUGUGAUUCAUGAACUGUUGUUAUGCAUUUCUUUCCCUAUCUAAUCCAUAAUUUCAUUAAUACUGUAUUUUGUUUUACAUGAUCAUUGCAGGGCAUGAUUUCUCAGGGAAAUACAGAUGAUACCAUACAUUGUGAGAGCUGAUAACUAAUUCCUGCUUUUAAAAUCGCUACAAACAUUUCCAGGGUUCACUCAAACAUUUCACAUCAUGUAACUUCCAUAUUGAAUUUCCUUAGGCUUAUCAGGUAAAUUACGAUGAGAAUGUUAAGAGCAUUUAAAGAUGUCAAUAAAAUUUACUCUGCCCAACACUUUGUUACUUUUUGGAGAAACAUCUGUUCUAAGGUGAUGCUGAAAUGUGUGUGAUUUUCUACUUUAUUGUCCUCUUUGCCAUAGAAAUGAAUAAUUAUUCUUCUGAUUUUGAAGCUGCACUUCUGGCAUGACAGUGUCAUUAACUUUCAGGGUUAGGCAGUGCUGUAAUAAUACAUAAUCUGAUUCUGGGAUAGAUCAGUAUAAAUUUCUAACAUAAAUAUAUUCAUUUAUAUCAUAAAAUUUUUACGAAGCCUCAUCACUUUGAGGGAUUUUUUGUUUGUUUUUCCAGUAAAGUUACUUUGGCUAGAAUGGGAUUUGAUCCAAAGCCCACAAGAGUCAUAGACAGCAUUAAUAAAGUAAAACUUUAUUGAAAAGAACUCUGCAGUCAGGUUGACCUUUAUGCCUUUGCAGUAUUUCUGUCUGCAGCAUGUAUUUGGAGUGGUUUGCUUUAAGACCUCAGUAAUAUAGGUGGAGGGAUUUUAGUGCUGGUAAAGAUGGUAAACACACCACUGUUACUGGUCACAAAACAUAUUUCCACAUAGCCAGUCUGCAGCUUAAUUAUUUAGAAGAUGGAUGUGUCUUGCUACAUGAUGUUUGUUUAAAAUCAGCAUCAUCAGAAAUAUUAACCCCUGCACUUUGCUGUACACUUCAUUUGUCCAUAGUGAGAACAUGUGAUCAUAGUCACCAGCCUUGAGCGUCAGCUUCCUCUUGAUGAUUUCUGCUUUGACAUUUCCAUUUCCAUGCCCUGUUGCAUUCAUUGCAAAGUGAAUUUCCUCUCUAGGUAAAGCCAGUGUAAUUGUAUUUUGAGUGCCCUAGUCCUCUGUGGUGUUAGAAAUCUGACAUAAAGCAUAAAUCUGACGUGUAAUGUGACUACUUAGAGAUCUGUGUUCUCACUCUUGUCAUUACAUCUGGUAUUAGUAGGUAACCAGACCUUUUCUGGAUAUGCCUGUCAUGAUAUGGAAUGCAUCCAGAAUUUCAUCUGGCUUUCACUUCCUACUUCUAAAAAGCAUAAAGAGCUUUUCUCUGAGGAUUUUUGUAGAAAGCAGCUGUUUAGUUCUUCAAGUUCAGAGUCCUUUAACUGCAUCUCAAUUUAUAAAGUUGCAUCCAGUGCUCCCUUUCUUUUAUUAAUGAACUUCUGAAGGUUUUUUCAGGGAAGGUGCACAAAUUUUCCUUAUGUUCUACAUAAGAAAUAUGACUGGAUACUGAAAUGGCCUCAGAAACAAAAAUUCAGGUCUGUUUAUUCUAUAGUUCUUUAUAUGUUCAUAUAAAAAUAUGAAUUUUUACCCACCUUUUUUUUUUAAGAAACCCAACCAAAUAAAACCAAUCACAACCCCACACUUACCAAGCUGAGGGGAAUUAACCAUUUAGCACAGAACUAAUAAUAUGCAAAUGUUUGUAUGUUGAUCAAUGAUACAAGUCAAUGUGUUACUGAUGUUGCCAGUCCUCAAGUCUUCCUUGUCUGUGUCACAGGUGCUGCUUCUCUACCUAAAUCUGACCUCUUGCAUAUCAACCAAGUUAGUUCCACUGCCAGAAUGAAUGAUUUCUAAAAUAUUUUAGAAUCUACUUACUUUUUUCUUCAGCUAGGGGAACAGCGGGGUCUUCCCAACCAAACAGUGUCACUUUCUUGUUAGAGAAGAAAAAAAAAAACUACUACAAAAAUUUAAAACAAAAAUGUGAAUUGAAAAUCAGGAAUAUUAGUAGGAAAGCAGGAAGCAUAUGCUAUAAAAUCAUUUGGGUUAUUUCUUGCAUGGCCCAAUUCCACACAGGAAGUGCUUGGGCAGUAGUUUAUUGGAUUGAUCUCUGGCUGAUAUUGAUCCCAUGUAGAAAGUAGGUAUUUUAAAUAAUCAUUUCAUAUUGAAGCUGAAGGCUUAAAUUAAGCCCUGUGAUUGCUUAAAAAAAAAAAAAAAAAGGAAAAAAAGUAUAUUUGGAGACUUUGGAGAUAUUUUUUGUUUGUUGUUUGGUUUUUUUGAAGUCCAUCCAAUGCAGUUACAAAGGAAUUCCCUGUCAAUUUGCACUCACACAGGCUGUUUACACAAGGCUACAUGGAAAGGGUAGCCAGGUGUUGAUGUUAUCUGAAUGGAAUUAGAGAAAUGUACUAAGUACGAGGUACAACUUCAGCAUUGUGGAGCUCAGGGGGUGUUUGUAAUGAUUUAAAACUUGCGUAAGGUCUCUUUGGAGUAGAGUAAAACAAAAUUGAUUGAAUGAAACCUUGAGUUAUAAAACCCCUGAAACCUGAGUGAAUUAAAAGAUGCACAAAACCAGUCAUAGUUCUGAUGGUUGUUCUGGCAUAGCAUUUUGUACUGAGUUUUGGGGAAUUCUCAGUUACACUUCUCAAGUGGAAGCUGCUUUAACUGAAGAGCUUUCACCUGAAGAAAACUUUUUUCCCCCCUGAAGUCUGUAGUUUGCCGAUAAUUCAGAUCUUCUGAGAGCACAGCAAAUUCCAGAUAUCCAAGUAUCCUCUAUGAAACAUCUUUAUGCAUCAUCUUUUAACCAUUUUCCUUAGUGAAAGCAGAACAUGAAUUGCUGAUGUGUGUUGCAUUUGCACUUGAAAACCUGAUUUCAGAGUGUGUUAAACCUUGAUCUAUUUUUGAUAGAAAAGAAAUGUAGCAUUUUAAUCUAAUUUCCAUUUAAUGCCAAGGAUAUUCAUGCAGUGAAAAACAUAUAUCAGGGUUUGAUGCAGUGAUUUUUAAGCCAAGAAAACAGCAGGAUGGCAGUGGUAAAUCUGAAAUGAAGAUGCAUAUCUCUUCAGAAACUCUGGUUUCCUCCUGCCCUCUUUAUACCAAAUCUUGUUUCCAUUCUUCCAGGACAAUACAGGUGAAGCAAGAACCAGAGCUUUUACCCUUUGUUCUCUGAAAGUGAGCACUGGCUUUUGCCUGGGGUGUCUUUGUCCUGUCACUUAAUUUUCUGAUGGGAGGUCGGUUAAAGAAAAAAUAUAGAAUAAGUAUUUUUAAUUAAAAUCAGAUUUAAGCUAUUAAUUAUUUUGAAAUUCUCUACAUUAAUAGAGAUCUAAUGAAUGGAGAUUGAAGUCCUAUAUUGAAAAUACUGAACAGUGCUUAUAUAUUUUUAACAAAACCAGUAUAUAUAUGAAUAUUUGAAACAUGCAUGAAGGUGGAAAUUGGAAGAUUGGAAGAUUGUUUUUAUGUUAACAUGUUUAUAAAUUGAAAUUCUUAAUAUCCAGUACCAAAACCCUGUAAAAGGGCUAAUGAAAAUGUAAUGUAUUCUGAUUAACAGCCUGUGUAAUACAAUCAAUGGGUGUGGUGUUUUUGUUCUGUAUUAUAUUUAUUAUAUGUAAGUAAACAAUAAAUAUUAUAAAUCUUA
Molecule: messenger RNA, 9855 nt
Organism: Parus major (Great Tit)
Lineage: Eukaryota; Metazoa; Chordata; Aves; Passeriformes; Paridae
Gene: SLC35F5
Product: solute carrier family 35 member F5
Exons: 17
Coding region: 584-2026 (480 amino acids)
Biological process (GO): regulation of peptide transport
Cellular component (GO): membrane
Source: RefSeq, a predicted model, not a curated record